AUGGACACGCCACCGGCAGCAGCAAACCUGCGGUCCAAGACCCGGCGCGCACUGGACGACCUCAACGGUGCAACGACGUCGCCGCCCUCGAACUCCCUCAAGACGACGCGAAACAGCCCCUACCUGCCCACGCCCAUCGAGACGAUUGUGCUGGCCGCUUUUCCGGUCAUCCUACUCUUCGGUACCCUCUUCUCGCUUCUCUCUCCCGACGUCCGCUCGUCGCACUACGACCCCGCAGCCCAGGCACACACGCAAGAUACUGCGCCGUCGUACUUUGCGCGCAAGUCGAACCUGUUUAACGUCAUAUUCGUCAAGCGAGGCUGGUUCUGGGUCACGGCCGCCUUUUUCAGCUUCAUUCUCACACACCCAGCCACUGUACAGGCGACCGCGCGCGUACAGGGCACGCUGCGUUGGGCUCUGGUCACGGCCUGGUGGUUCUUUGUCACGCAAUGGUUCUUCGGCCCGGCCAUCAUUGACCGGGGCUUCCGCUGGACCGGUGGGAAGUGCGAGAUGAUUGAAGAGAAGGUCGAGAUGGGCGAGGGAGAUGCCAAGGAAGUCUUCACCGCGGUCGCGUGUAAGGCAUCUGGCGGACGCUGGCGUGGCGGUCACGACAUUUCUGGGCACGUGUUCCUCCUCGUCCUUGGUACUGGAUUCCUGGUGUCCGAGGUCGGGUGGGUGGUCAUACGGUGGAGAGGCUCAAGACGAGAGGAGCGCAGCGUCGUGAUGACGGAUGGUGCAACAAAGACUGCGACGGUUGAGGCACAGGGUUUGAAGGGAGAGCCGGGCCCUGGCGAUGCCCUGGGCUUGGGCGGCAAGUUUGCCGCUGCCAUCAUCGCGCUGAGCUCCUGGAUGCUUCUUAUGACCGCGAUCUACUUCCACACGUGGUUUGAAAAGGUCACCGGUCUCAUUACCGCUCUCACCGCAUUGUAUGGCGUCUACAUUCUCCCUCGGUUCGUCCCCACCGUACGGCAAGUCGUUGGUGAAGAUAAUGUGGGGCCCGGAGUUGGGGUGCCUGUGGCUCCCCGUGGCUCCCCGUUCCGUGCCAUGGUGACCUCACCCUCCAACUUCCUCAUCUUUAUCUAUUAUAACGUUGCAGCGACGACGCAGCCUACCUUACUCCAUACCCUCCAGCGUGUACCAGACAGCACAAUGUCUCCAAUCAAGGCCCCGGCCAACCUCCCAGAGCUUGUCAAAACAGCUUUCAACAAGGCUCGCUCCAAUGGCGACUUGACCUACUAUCCAACCCAGGUCACUGUGCUUAUCGCCAACUCAACCCCGUUUCAACUCCGCUUCUCCCCCGCGUUGGCAAACAAGCCGGUCGUGCAGAAGCCCAAGCCCGAUGAGUCACGCAAGCCUUUUGAUCCUUUUGAGAGUCCCGAAAAGGGCCCGCUGUUCAUUGCCGACAUACCAUCGUCGUCGGGCCACAACUUGGUGCUGAACAAGUUCGCCAUCGUGCCGGAGCACUUCAUCCUGGCCACCAAAGAGUUCAAGCAACAGACGGAUCUCCUGGAACGCGAUGACCUGGCGGCGACGUACUCUUGUAUCGAGGCUUACAGACAGCACGGUGAACAACUGAAUGAGGAAAAUCGCGAGCUGUAUGCCUUCUUCAAUAGCGGCUCGCACUCGGGAGCGAGCCAGCCUCAUCGACACAUUCAGCUGCUGCCGGUCGCGCGGAUGAUGGACGGCCUGCCAGAGGGCACGCAAUGGAACGUGCUGGCGAAGCAGCUUGGUCCGCAGCAGAUUCCCGGACUACCAUUUUUGACCUUCGCGGAGACGAUCCAUCGCGGCAUGACGCCCGAAGAGCUUCAUGGCAUCUAUCUGUCGCUUUUCAAGUCGGCCGUCGAUUCAGUGGAGGCCCAUGUCGGCGCCGUGAGCGACUCUGGGAAUGGCGGCGCGCGCAUCAGCUACAACCUUGCCAUGACGAGCGACCGGCUGGCCGUACUGCCGCGACUUGCCGAGGGUGCAGCCAUCUUCAGAGACGGUACGGCCGUAGGCAACCUCGCUCUCAACGGUACUGUUUUGGCGGGAACAGCACUGGUGAAAAGUGAGGCCGAAUGGGAUGCGCUAAAGUCAGGAGGCGACGGUUUCCAAUUGCUGGAAGUUUUAUCGAAAAUCGGCGUCCCCAAAGAUGGUGGCAUAGGCCACAUUAAAAAGCUGUAG
This is a messenger RNA of Colletotrichum orchidophilum, 2160 nucleotides long. RefSeq names its product inositol phospholipid synthesis protein Scs3p. Gene Ontology annotation, molecular function: ATP binding; ATP:ADP adenylyltransferase activity. The record is from RefSeq and is a predicted model, not a curated record. Bases 1 to 2160 code for a protein of 719 amino acids. NCBI's taxonomy places the organism in Eukaryota, Fungi, Ascomycota, Sordariomycetes, Glomerellales, Glomerellaceae. Gene Ontology annotation, cellular component: endoplasmic reticulum membrane. Gene Ontology annotation, biological process: lipid storage; nucleotide metabolic process; phospholipid biosynthetic process. The transcript is spliced from 4 exons.